Gambusia affinis (western mosquitofish) is the source of this 1835-nucleotide messenger RNA. RefSeq names its product deleted in malignant brain tumors 1 protein-like. Gene Ontology annotation, cellular component: membrane. The transcript has 5 exons. Bases 120 to 1115 code for a protein of 331 amino acids. NCBI's taxonomy places the organism in Eukaryota, Metazoa, Chordata, Actinopteri, Cyprinodontiformes, Poeciliidae. The record is from RefSeq and is a predicted model, not a curated record.
CAGUCAGGCUGGUUCAAGGGACCAACCGGUGCUCAGGCAGACUGGAGGUGAAGACCAACCAGUCGUGGUCCUCAGUGUGUGAAAAAGACUUUGACCUGCAGGAUGCAAAGGUGGUCUGCAUGGAGAUUGACUGUGGGUCUCCUUCAGUCCUCCAGGGGGCGCUCUAUGGAGAAGCAGAGGCUCCAGUGGGGAGCAGAGAGUUCCUGUGUGAAGGCAGUGAGUCUGCUCUGCUGAACUGCAGCAGCAGGAAGAGUUCAGGUAGAAACAGCUGCUCACCUGGUCAAGCUGUUGGACUCACCUGUUCAGAUCAAGACAACUUCAGGUUGGUGGGAGAGGCCAGCCGAUGUGCUGGGAGACUGGAGAUGAAACAUCAAGAAGAGUGGAGACCAGUGGAUGCUUGGGAUCAUUACUGGAACAUGAACUCAGCUGCUGCAAUUUGUGCUCAACUGGACUGUGGUUCUGCUGUUUCAGAAAGAAAUUCAUGGAUAGCUUCACAGAGACCAGUUUGGAAGAUCUGGUCUGACUGUUUCCAGUCAGGAUCUGCAUUAAAGAACUGUUUACCUGAUUAUGUAAACAGUGAUAAGAGCCAUGAGAUCAUCUGCUCAGGUCUGCUGGUUGAGCCGCUCAUCUUCCUCUCUCCCUCCACUGACGGGGUUUCCACAGGCAGAAAGCAGGGGUCUGAGCUCCUCAUUGGAUCAAGUUUCAGCAUCAUGUGCUCCAUCAGACCUCAGUAUGAAGGCGGCUCCUUCCAGCUCAUCUUCAGCACCUCUAACUACACUCAGAACCACACCCUGCCAGCUGUUAAUCACUCCGCCCUCUUCCUGUUCUCUGCUGCUGGCCACGCCCACCAAGGAACCUACCGCUGCGUUUACCACGUCUACGUUCUCUCCUAUAACUUCUCCUCUAUGAGCCAGCCUCUCAACCUCACUGUCUCAGUUUCAGCCUCUCUCACUGCUUUGAUCAUCAGACUGGUUGUCGUCCUGCUGGGUUUGCUGGGAUCAGUCCUGGUCCUCUACUUUAAGGCCAAGAGAAACCAGAAGUCUGGACCAGGAAACAACCAUCAUGAUGAAGGAUCCAGAGCUGAAGGCAGCUUAGAGGAGGAGACUGCAGUCUGAAGGAACCAGGAGAAAAUGAUCUUCAUUUCACAUCCACAGGAAGGAGCAGAGAGAUGUUUCAGACUCCUGGAAAUCUAUCCGUCUAUGUAUCUAUGAUAAAAUGUCUCUGUGCUCCUGCAGCAGGAAGGAAGUUCAACAUUCAGAAAUUUGUAUCUGGACUAAACCUACUUAAGUAAAACCUAUAUAAGAAGGGAACACAAAACAUUCAACAAACAAAAUAUAACAGAAAACCCACUUCAUCAAAAUCUGAUCUUACUCAACCUUGCAAGGAUAACAUAUGGUAGAAUAUUUAGGGGUCAAAGGUCAGGUAGCCAAUUCAUCAGACAAUGUGGACAAGCUGCCUCCGAUCUUCUACCAUGAUAAAGUUAACUAUGUAGUCAACAUGAAGAGUGUAAACGCCGUAAACGAGCUUCACUGCCUGAAAUUCAUGGACGCAUAUAAUUAGUAUUUCAACAGCUUUGUUAAGGAGAUAAAAACUCUCUGUGUGAAUAAUGAGGUUCUGGUGACUGGAAGACCAAGUACAUGUAGCAACAAACAUUUAGGCUACAUGUCUGCUUAUCUUGCAGAUGGGAUGGAAAAUUUUAUGGUUACUAUGAUUAUAAAUGAAUCGAUUCAUAACAGUUUUAUGGUUCUUGUGUAAAGCAUGUGCUCAUGGGAAAGUCUUCUGAAGCUGUUUCUCUGAACUUUUUAUUAGAAAGUUGUAUAAUAUUUUCUUCUUUG